CAACUUUUCUUUCACCUUCAUCUCACUUUCGUGCCAGUACCUGUCUUUGAUACCGAAACUUCAUCUCCCAUUGAAUGAGGACAGUCCUCCCUGUUUGUUUGUUUUCCCGUUUGUUCGCUUGCGCGUGCAUGCUGCAAACGCAUAUUUCCACCGUUCUUGUCCCGGUCUCCCAGUCUCGAUAGCGCAGUAGUGUGAACCGGCAGGGGUUCUGCCUGCAUCUCACCUCACUUCAGCUCCCUGGCAUCGGCAUUUUCGGUUCCUUUCACCAAAGUCCGCACAAUCUUUCUUAGGGAAGAUCCAUCGAACACUUUGCUAGGUUGCUGCGAUUGUCACUUUGAUCUGUUACAUUCAUCCAGAUACUGGCCUUCAACGGUUUUGCGUCAACUACGCAGUGAUCAUGCCUCGAGGUCGCCCCGCUGCCCGGGGAGCAUCCACCCCAUCCUCCGCAGCAAAUGAUUCCAGAGAUGCUUCAUCCACCGGGACUGGCCGCUUAACCCGGUCAACAUCUACUAGGAACCUGGCUACUCUACCUGCUACGGCUGUUGCUGAUGCUGCGGAAACUCCAAGCACUUCUGCUCCUGGGGAAAAGCGUCCAAGAGGUCGUCCUAGAAAGACAACACUGGAUGUAGGCAAUGCCGUUUCCCCUGCCACUGCACCUACUAGAAGAGGUCGUGGAAGACCAAGCCGGGCUUCGCUACUUGGCAGCGAAUCGGUUUCCACAGCCCCAACCCCAGUGGAGGGCUUAUCUGAAAGCGAAUAUUCGACACCGGGGACCAGCAUGGUGCCCACGCCCGCUGCUACUGAUCUGAGCAAAUCUUCCUCAUCGUUGGAGGUGCAUCUUCCUGGGCCAUCCCGCCAACACGCCCCAGACAGGGAGCGGGGGCUUCGAAACAGCAUGUACUCCAUGAAGUCCGCUCCAAAGAGCAAGAAGAACGAGAUUGGCGACACGGAUGACGAGGAGGAAGGAUUCUCAGACACAUCCCCAGAUGCAAAGGUAGCUCGUCGACUCCAACAAGAGGAGUUCGCAAAGGCCAACAAAGCUGCCCCGCCAUCGCUGCCAGCACGUCGCAGAAACACGCGAGCUUCGGUCUCUGCCUCGUCCCCAGCUCCUCCUAAAGCACCUGUCACCAAGCGAGGCAGGCCCUCGACUGGCUCCAUCAGCAAGGUUAAUCGCCCACCAAAGAAAGCCAGAGUCAUUGCUGACUCUGACGAUUCUGAUAUCGACAUGGACGCUGAAGUGGCUGCUGCAGUUGGCCUUGGCGAUGCUAUGUCUGACCUUGACUUCGAAGCCGAGACGGCUUCCAUUGCAGAGAAAAAUGAGGUCAGCGAUGAUGACGAUGCCGAGGAUGAUUCGAGCGAAGAUGACGCACCAUUAGCAAAGAGGCCUGGGAGAACUAAACCGGCACCGCGAACUUCUGUAGGAAAGGCGAAGCCCCUCCUACCCAUCUUACCAGGACCUUCUGCUGCCAGUGCGAGUGAGGACUUGUCAGACAUACUCAGUGACCCUGGAAUGGAUGCCGUUGCUAGUGGCUUCUCGGAAAUCUCCUCUGUGGCUAGUGGCCUGAGCUCUGCCGAUAAUAGUGACAGCGGCGUUGAUCGGGACCUGGAAACUCUGCGGAGAAUCGCUCGAGAACGACGGGCUUACCGAAGACCGGGUAACAAUGGGCGCCUUAAGAAGGAGCGUGACCGUCUUGAGGCAAACCACCCCGAGAUCAAGACCAUGUGGCAGGACCUGGAAAAUAUGCCCGUUCUCAAAGCUGGCAUGGCACCCCAACCUCAGACAAUAUCUCGACAGCUCAAACCAUUUCAGUUGGAGGGUCUUGCGUGGAUGACGGCCAUGGAGAAGACCGAGUGGAAGGGUGGUCUUCUCGGAGAUGAAAUGGGCCUCGGCAAGACCAUUCAAGCCGUCUCGCUCAUCAUGUCGGAUUACCCCGCCAAGCAACCCUCCCUUGUUCUUGUGCCCCCUGUUGCCUUGAUGCAGUGGCAACAAGAGAUCAAGUCUUACACAGAUGGCACUCUGAAGACGUUUGUUUACCAUGGUACAAACCAAAAGACCAAGAGCAUGACCGCCAAGGAGCUCAAGAAAUACGAUGUAAUAAUGAUGUCGUACAACAGCCUUGAGUCGAUGUACCGAAAACAGGAGAAGGGGUUCAAGCGAAAGGACGGCAUAUACAAGGAAAAGAGCGUCAUCCACUCCAUCACUUUCCACCGAGCAAUUCUUGAUGAGGCUCACUGCAUCAAGACGAGAACUACAAUGACUGCCAAGGCAUGCUUCGCACUCAAGACCAACUUCAGAUGGUGUUUGACGGGAACACCCCUUCAGAACCGAAUUGGAGAAUUCUUCUCCUUGGUUCGGUUUCUCAAUAUCCGUCCCUUUGCAUCCUACCUCUGCAAGCAAUGCCCUUGUUCUACUCUUGAAUGGUCCAUGAAUGAGGACAGUCGCUGUAGCCAAUGCAACCAUGCGGGUAUGCAACAUGUGUCCGUCUUCAACCAGGAGCUUCUCAACCCCAUCCAGAAGUUCGGAAACCUUGGCCCAGGGCGAGAGGCUUUCAGAAAGCUUCGCCUAAUGACAGAUCGCAUCAUGUUGCGUCGGCUGAAGAAGGAUCAUACCAACUCAAUGGAGCUUCCUGUCAAGGAGAUUUAUGUCGAUCGCCAGUUCUUUGGAGAAGAAGAAAACGACUUUGCCAAUAGCAUCAUGACCAGCGGUAAGCGCAAAUUCGAUACUUAUGUCGCCCAGGGUGUGCUUUUGAACAACUACGCCAACAUUUUCGGUCUGAUUAUGCAAAUGCGACAAGUUGCCGAUCACCCAGAUCUCAUCCUCAAGAAGAAUGCCGACGGUGGCCAGAACGUUCUGGUAUGCUGCAUCUGUGACGAACCUUCCGAAGAUACGGUUCGUAGCCGAUGCAAGCACGACUUCUGCAGGGCAUGCGUCGGUGGUUAUGUCCGUUCAACGGCUGAACCUGAUUGCCCACGGUGCCACAUUCCCCUAUCAAUCGAUCUCGAGCAACCUGAGAUCGAACAGGACGAGAAUCUGGUAAAGAAGAACUCCAUCAUUAACCGAAUCAAGAUGGAGAAUUGGACUUCCUCGUCAAAGAUUGAACUACUUGUGCACGAGCUUCACAAGCUCCGCUCUGAUAAUGCGUCUCACAAGUCCAUAAUCUUCUCUCAGUUCACCACAAUGUUGCAACUCAUUGAGUGGCGCCUUCGCAGGGCUGGAAUCACUACAGUUAUGCUUGACGGAAGCAUGACUCCUGCCCAACGACAGGCCUCUAUCGAGCAUUUCAUGACAAACGUCAACGUGGAAUGCUUCUUGGUCUCGCUCAAGGCUGGUGGUGUGGCGCUCAACCUCACAGAGGCAUCGCGAGUGUUCAUUGUUGACCCAUGGUGGAACCCUGCGGCCGAAUGGCAGUCUGCUGAUCGAUGCCAUCGCAUCGGGCAGACCCGACCCUGUACCAUCACCCGUCUAUGUAUUGAGGACUCCGUCGAGAGCCGCAUGGUUUUGAUUCAGGAAAAGAAGACAAACAUGAUUCACUCGACUGUCAAUGGCGAUGACAAGGCGAUGGACUCUCUCAGCCCCGAGGACAUGCAGUUUUUGUUCCGUGGCUCCUGAGUCACCCAAUGGUAUCAUGUCUUCCUUAUUGUAUCGUGUUUUUUCGUUCCGAUGCCGUUAAUUUGGCAUGAUGAGGGGUUGUCUUAAUCUGCUGUUUGUUCUCGAAAUUACAAGCAUUAUUCUUGAUCCCCUGUUCGGGUGAUAUACACGACUGGGUAACGGCUCAAUUGGCAUUGUGCCCAUUGAGAACGGGUGCGGUUAGGGGAGGCGCGCAGGAGUUCAGCGAGGGACUUCGCACAGGAGAUUGGCCUCUAGCUGGGGCAAUCAAUUAUGACAUGUUGUCAUUGAAGGCAUAUUCGCCUUCGUGUAUGUAUAUUUGUCAGUCAACAAACGGGAAUAUCACGUCUUCAACUUCGAAGCAUAGAGGUGGCCGAAUGUCACCAUCCGAAAUGACAUCUCGUGUUCUAAUACGAAACUCUCCAGAGGACACUUGUUUGUAGACACGUAGGUCAAUCUGUUGGCUAGUAACUAGGG
This is a messenger RNA of Ilyonectria robusta, 4084 nucleotides long. RefSeq names its product SNF2 family N-terminal domain-containing protein. Lineage: Eukaryota; Fungi; Ascomycota; Sordariomycetes; Hypocreales; Nectriaceae. The transcript is spliced from 3 exons. The record is from RefSeq and is a predicted model, not a curated record. The coding region runs from base 398 to 3610 and encodes 1070 amino acids. Gene Ontology annotation, molecular function: ATP binding; metal ion binding; ATP-dependent chromatin remodeler activity.